This is a messenger RNA of Xiphophorus maculatus (southern platyfish), 6518 nucleotides long. Its product is annotated as nuclear receptor coactivator 3-like. Gene Ontology annotation, molecular function: protein dimerization activity; nuclear receptor binding. The transcript has 23 exons. Gene Ontology annotation, cellular component: nucleus. NCBI's taxonomy places the organism in Eukaryota, Metazoa, Chordata, Actinopteri, Cyprinodontiformes, Poeciliidae. The record is from RefSeq and is a predicted model, not a curated record. Gene Ontology annotation, biological process: cellular response to hormone stimulus; positive regulation of transcription by RNA polymerase II. Bases 159 to 4700 code for a protein of 1513 amino acids.
CACGGUAUUGCCGAAGAUGGCGGAGAGUUUGUAGAGGCUUUAAAGAAGCUGGUGCAGUCAAUGAAAGCGUCGAAGCCGGAGAUGUUGAGAAGUCACGCAGGCCCUGAAUGGAGUUUGACUGGGACUCAUUCUGCCUGAGGUGCUGAUAUGUGCUGAAGAUGAGUGGCGUAGGAGACAACUUGUUAGAGCCGCUGUGCUCCGACCGCAAACGCAAACUGUCCAGCUGCGACACGCCGGGUCUGGGGUGUGACAAGCGUCGGAGGGAGCAGGAGAGCAAAUACAUCGAAGAGCUGGCAGAGCUCAUCUCCGCCAACCUCUCCAACAUCGACAGCUUCAACGUCAAGCCUGACAAAUGUGCCAUUCUCAAGGAGACCGUGAGGCAGAUCAGGCAAAUAAAAGAGCAAGGAAAGAGCUCUUGCAAUGACGACGACGUGCAGAAAGCAGAUGUGUCCUCUACUGGUCAGGGGGUCAUUGACAAGGACCAUCUGGGGCCCCUGCUCUUGCAGGCGCUGGACGGCUUUCUGUUUGUGGUCAACCGAGAGGGCAGCAUCGUGUUCGUGUCUGACAACGUGACGCAAUACCUGCAGUACAAGCAGGAGGAGCUGAUCAACACCAGCGUGUACAACAUCAUCCACGAUGAGGACAGGGACGAGUUUCGCCGGAACCUGCCCAAGUCUAGUGCACCAAACGGGGCACCUUGGGGUGGAGAUGUGCCCCAACAGAAAAGCAGAACCUUUAGCUGUCGUAUGCUGGUGAACCUGGUUUAUGGUCAGAGUCAUGGGUUGCCUGAAGAGAGACCAGGCAGCCAGCGUUACGAGACGAUGCAGUGUUUUGCUCUCACUCAGCCUCGAGCCAUGAUGGAGGAGGGAGAUGAUUUACAGUCGUGUAUGAUCUGCGUAGCGCGACGAAUCACGGCGGUUGAGCGGACGGAGAGGUUCAGCACUCGCCACGAGCUCUCUGGUAAGCUGAUUGAAAUUGAACAUCAGAGCGCUCUGCACACCUCGAUGCUUCCAGGGUGGGAAGACCUGGUGAGGCGCUGCAUGCAAAUGUUCCUUAACAGAAGUGAAGGACAGCCGUGGUCGUACAAACGCCACUAUCAAGACGCUUUCCAUAACGGACACUCAGAGACGCCUCUCUAUCGCUUCUCCCUCUCUGACGGGACGCCAGUCACGGCCCGGACACGGACCGAGCUCUGCAGGAAUCCCAACACGAAUGAGCCACUCUCUUUCCUCUCCACUCACCUGCUGCAAAGGGAGCACAGUGCUUAUCGCGGAACACAGAGCGGCCCCAUGAGGCCUCAAAACAUGGGCGUGAACAACCCCAGCCAGCAGAUGAACAUGGGUCCAGGGGGGAACAUGGGCAUGAACAGGGGCUACGGCAUGGCGGAGCACGGCAACAUGCCGCAAAGAGCAGGCCCCCCUUACUCCGUCGGCGGCCGCAUGAAUCCCAUGAACCACAUGAACCACAUGAAUCCCAUGCACCAGAUGAACAACAUGGGUCAGAUGAAUCAGAUGAAUUCCAUGCAUUCGAUGAACACGAUGAACCAAAUGGGGUCCGUGAACCAGGUGAAUGCGAUGGGCCAUCACAGCAGGCAGCAGCAGCAGCACCAGCAGCAGCACCAGCAGCAACAGAUGAGCCAGUUCCAUGGAGGUGCGGCGUUCGGGAUGGGUAUGACCAGCCCCACUCAAGCCAGUCCAGGGAUCAACGGGCCACACAACGUCAUGGGUUCACCCAGAGUCCGAGGAAGCCCCAAGAUGGGCGCCAGUCCCUUCUCUCCUGGAGCUUUAAACUCCCCCAUGAGCUCCAGCCAUACUGGGAACUCUGGAGGCGGAACAGGAGGAGCCAGCUACUCCAGCAGCUCCUUAAAUGCCCUCCAAGCCAUCAGCGAGGGCGUCGGGAACCCGAUGCCCCCAUCUCUCACAUCGCCGCCACAGAGGCCCGACAGCUCCCCGAGCAUAAACUCCACCAAUCAGGCAGCAGGCGGCCCCUGUAAAGCAGGCCCUCCGCCUUAUUCAGAAUCCAAGAGCCCAGGUAGCUCGUUGGGGGGAGAUCAGCAGUCGCAGCAGCACCCACACACCCCGACCGCAGAGGGCCCUCCGGACCGGCCGGACAGCCAGGCGUGCCUUGGAGCCGGAGACUCCAACCGGCGGGCCCCCGACAAGUGCAACAAGAAGCUCCUGCAGCUUCUGACCUCUCCAACAGACGAACUGGUGCAGCCCAGUCAGACGCUCGGCUCAGCGCCCGCUUCCAUGCCCGACGCCAAGGACGGGGCCCCCGGAGUUACCAGCCCGUCCUCGACGACGGGAGUGUCGUCCUCCACCAACGGGAAUCACGGCGCCGUAACGUCGUCCGGGGCAACAAGCCAGUCGCUGCAGGAAAAACACAAAAUCCUUCACAAGCUGCUGCAGAACGGGAACACGCCCGACGACGUGGCCCGCAUCACGGCCGAGGCCACGGGCAAGGGCAGCUUGGACGCGGGGACGCCGGAGCCGGGGCCCGCCGCCGGAGCCGCGGGCGGGAAGGGACCCGAACCCAAGAAGGAGCAGCACAGCCCCAAAAAGGAGAAGCCCCGUCCCCUCCUUCAGUACCUUCUCAAUAAAGACGACUCUAAGGAAGGAGGUGACGUCAAACCAAAGCUGGAGGAUUUGGACAGGAGAGGAAGCAAGGCGGGUGGAGUCAGCAGCUCGGGCCCUCACACCAUGGAUGGGAAGGUGAAGCUGGAGCCGACUGAUGAGACGGAGACUCUGGAGACCAUCUUGGGCGUUCCGCGGAGCAACUCCGGAUUCUAUCCUGAGCCAGACUCCAGAGCUGGGAAGGAAAUGGGACACAAGCAGGGGGCCAUGUCUGACGCGCUACUUGAUGGGGAAAGAGUCCCAGGCCUGGCAGCGCAGCGCGUGCCUUUUCAGAGAGCUUUGUCCCUGGAUGCUAAGCCCAUGGAUGGAGAGACGGCAGCUGGAGGUGGAGGACUGGCAACGAGACAGAACGUCCCCUGUCCGUCGCUGGUUAAACAGGAGAACAUGGAUCCUUCCAUCCGAGCCGGACCAGUGCCCAACGGCUUUCCCGGAGGCAUGGGCGUGUGUCCACCCCGAGGAAACGCAACAAGAGGAAUGGGCAGAGGUAUCCAUCAGCGCCCUCCGAUGGCGGUUCCAGGGGAGUGGGGGAUGCAGAGGCCCAACAGCAACCCUGUGACCGGACCGGGACACCUGGGCAUGGCUCGUCCGGGCCAAAUGGGGUUACCCAUGAUGAACCGCAGCAACAGUGUCCCUGCGAACCCCAGAUCGAUGCUGCAGCAGCAACUCAUGGACAUGGGUAAUAAUGAAGGCGGUAUGGCCAUGAGUCCGUUUGGUGGAAAUGGCCCUCCUCCUCAGUCUCCCUCCUGGCCUGACCCCGCCAUGGGAAUGGACAGACCGCAAAAUUGUACAAACAGGGACACGUUUGUUCAUCCCCUGGAGGAGCUCCUGGGGACUCUGCCCAGUAACGAUGGUCCGACUGAUGAAAGAGCUCUACUGGACCAGCUGGACUCUCUGCUCAAGACCACCGAUGUCAUUGCUCUGCAGGAAAUAGAUCGAGCCCUGGGGAUCCCUGAAAUAGUGGGCCAGGCCCAGGGACCCGAAGGCCCCCAGCAGUGCCCGGAUCCGGUCCAGGGUCCAUGCCUCCCGUCAGAACCCUUUCCAGGCCUUGACUCCUCGAUGAGCUUGGACCAGAAGCCAAUGUAUGGCCAGGCUUACCCGGGCCCCCAGUCGAUGGGAAUGCAGCCUGGUUAUGCAGGUAACUCGAUGCAGGCCCAGUCGCCUGGCGGCUUCAACCCCAUGAUGAAUCAGAUGGGCCAGACCGGAGGCUUCCCUGGCAUGGGGGCCAUGGGCAACCCCCGCGCAAACAUGCAGCGGCCUCGCAUGAUGACCGCCACCAAGCCUCUCCGACUGCAGCUGCAGCAGAGACUACAGGGACAGCAGUUUAUGAACCAGGCACGACAAGGCAUGAAAAUGGAAAACGUCCCUGGAGGAAACCCCGCCAUGCGCUCAGCCAUGCAGCCCGGCAUGCAGUCAGCAGGGAUGACUGGUCAGCCGGGUUUCCUGAGUGCCCAGAUGAUGGCUCAGCGCAACAGGGAGAACAUGAUGAGGAGGCAGAGGAUGAUGAUGAUAAUGCAGCAGCAGCAGCAGCAACAGCAGCAGCAACAGAGUCAAGCGGCGGCAGGAGGCUUCAGUCCUCCUCCUAACGUCACAGCACCAGGGGGCAUGGAGAGUCCCAUGGGAGGACCCCCGAUGAAUCAACCCGGACAGCAGGGAUUUAACUACGGAAGUAGCUACGGGAUGAACCAGCAGGGGGACUCGACAUUCAUGGCUCCCGGCAGCAGCCCGCCAGGAAAUAUGAUGCAAAGCCGAAUGGGAGGGCCUCCACAGAACGCCAUGAUGGCGGGGAUACAGGGGAAUCCCCAGGGAGGGCACAUGUACCCGUCUGGAGACAUGAAAGGCUGGCCACAGGGAGGAAUGCAGAGAAAUAACCCUUAUUCUCAGCAACAGUUCCCACAGCAGGCCAACCAGGGCCAGUUUGGGCCCAUGAUGAUGAACCCCACAAUGAGUGGACCCGGACCAGUCAGUGGCCCAGCAGCAGGACAGAUGGCUCAGAUGCAAGGCCAGAUGGGGAUGAACCCAAUGGGGAUGAACAGACUGCCAAUGGGACCCGAUCCGAAGUUCUGCUGAGGACCUCUGGCGGACUCUUCCAGCUGGGACAGCGUGGGCUGGACCAGGACGCCCCAGACGGUAGAUAUCCCCCCCAUCGGCCCCUACUCCCUCUUCUUGCUAAAGAAAGUAAGAAACGAUGACUCAGAAGCCUGGGUACAGUCAGGUAACCUGGGACUGUACUGCAAUAAAGGAAGUGGGCCACAGAGACUGCUUUGUGCAAACUUUUUAUUCCAAGUCGGAGCCUUGGAAGCACAAAAUCGACCCGUGUCUGUUUGGGCGGCAGUAUUCAGCGCCGCAGCCAGGAUACAGAAUAGGACUACGGUACGACUGGCUGCGGCUGCACUUUACCAGGAAGCCCUUUUGUUUCUGGAGGCGGGCGAGAGGUGGAAAAAAAAAAAAAAGGUGGAUGCAAUAUUCCUUCAUCUUUGCAGCCUUACUAGAGAUUCAAUGCCUUUACAACAGUUUUAGUUUGUUUUGUUUGCUUUUUUUCCUUAGCCUUUAAAUGCACCUCAUUCUUAAGUCAUUGGAAGCUUAUAAGCACACAGUUUACUAAUAAUGUUAUGCAGAUUGGAGCAAUAAUUCUUGCCUCUAAGCUUUCGACUGUAACUGAGCAUCAUAAUCCAUGUUUUUAAGAGAAAAAAACCCAACAAAAAAACGAAUGGUACUGCAGUAUUAGAUGUCUCGUCUGUCUUCUGUGAAUAUGAAUUGUAAAUAGUGGAGAAAUAUAUAUCAGCCCUGCUUUUUAUAGGCCCGUUCUUGCACACACACAAAAAAAAAAGAGACCUGGUUGUAUUUUUGUCUCCCAUAGGUCAAAGCUGAUUUGGUUGAUUUUUAUUUGUUUUGUUGGUUUUUUUUACUAUUUGCAACACAUUUGGGUUCCUGUCCUUGUCGUUUCCUGAAUGAUUUUAAUUUCCCCCUUUAUUGGGUGUGUUUCUCAUCUAUUAGCAAGGCACUUUUUUUAAAUAAACGAGGAGCGUCUGCUGUGUUGAAGGUCUGGGUUCGGACACGGUCGGAGGGUUGGUUAAAGUGAAGGAACAAAAAGACACGAACUCGUUAGAGCAAGUUCGUCGAUUUGGUUAGGACACCCCCGCCCCUCCCGUCUCCUUCAAGCUGCAGUGUGUUUGUUUUUCAGUUCACGCCAUCUUUGUUUCGACUGUUAUCGACCGGCAGGAUCUACCUUUUCAACACGCGCAAUCCAAAGAUAUUUUUCCACAUCUGUGUAUAGUUUGAGGUUUUUGAUGUACAUUUUUUUAUGAGAUGUGUUAUCUAUUAUUGGAAUGGUAAAUGGGUACAUAUCAUGGAUCUGUUUUAAAUAAAUAAAAAAAUAAAUAAAUAAAAGGAAAAACACAACAUAGGACGGUUCUGGAAAUGGAGGAAAAUGCUCGGCUCAUCAGAGUGAAGAGGACCUGAAACUUUGAACUUGCUGGACGUUUGUUUGGUUCCCCCCCCCCUUCCAUGAAACAAAACGCAUGUAUUUGCUGUGUUCAAGAAAUACCAAUGGAAUGACAUCCACUUUGAAACAUAUCAAUAUUUCUUCUACUUUUCAGGAAGCAGCGUUUGUUUAAGCUGUCCAGACUUUGUUACUUCAAGAAAAAAAAAAAGGAACUUUUCGAGUCGAAUGAAGUGCAAAAGAGACAAAACGUUUUUAGUUUUUCUUCGUUUGGAGGUGGAAUAAGCUGACAUUUUACGGGAUGUAUAUUACAAAUUUUUCUGUUGAUGUUGAUAUUGUUGUAAAUACAAAUUUAUAUUUAAACAUUCUCGACUCUGCGUUCGUAUUUGCGUGCAAAUCAUCUGUUUUUAUUAGUGUGCAUCUAAUAAAAACGUGUUUCCUUCUCA